This is a messenger RNA of Octopus bimaculoides (California two-spot octopus), 12462 nucleotides long. RefSeq lists its product as uncharacterized. NCBI's taxonomy places the organism in Eukaryota, Metazoa, Mollusca, Cephalopoda, Octopoda, Octopodidae. Gene Ontology annotation, biological process: protein localization to synapse; presynaptic active zone assembly; intracellular protein transport. Gene Ontology annotation, cellular component: axon; glutamatergic synapse; GABA-ergic synapse. The record is from RefSeq and is a predicted model, not a curated record. Gene Ontology annotation, molecular function: structural constituent of presynaptic active zone; small GTPase binding.
CAUGCAUCGGUAGUAGUAGUAGUAGUAGUAGUAGCAGUAUCUACAAACAACUAAAACAACAGCAGGGGUAAUAACGGCAUCAUCAUCAUCAACAGCAGCAGCAGCAGCAAUAGCUGCAGCAAGAAGAGCAUCAGUGAUAAGUGCAUCAACGGCAGCACCGGGAUAUGCAGCAAGUGGAGCAGCAGGGAUAAGUGCAUUAACAUCAGCAGCAACAGCAGCAACGACAGCUGCAAUAGUUGCAACAAUUAGAGCAGAGCAGCAGCAGCAGCAGCAGCUGUGAGAUUAAUUACAAAAUGCUGCACAUCAACAAUUAGUAAAUUUCUGUUGAUUAUUGUUGUGAUUGUUUUCUGUUAUCCAGAACCAUUUUCGUUGAUGUAUUUGGAUUAAGAAAAAAAGAAGCAAUUGUCAGCUGACGAGCCUGGGGAUCGAACGUGUUUACAAUUGCAGCCGUCGGUUGAGUUAGAUACGAUUUGGAUGGGACCACUUCUGAAGAAGGCAAGAGAUGUACCGUACAGGUAACCUGUCUGGGGAGACGGGUGAAUAGUCAGUUAUCUGCCAUUACAGAGAGAAAGGAAAAAAGAACCAAUGUGAACGAGUGAGGGGGCAACGGAGAGUUGCCGUGCAGAUAGCACGAUGGAUUGGACGGACGUAUAGUCUGAUAUUCUCCAAUAGGGAUACAAGAGACAUUUGUAAGAAAACAUAGAAAAACAAUAAGGAAUCAUGUUAUCGUGCAGAUAGCCUACUACAGUAGCCGGGCAUCUUCGUGCAGAUAGCUCACUUUGGAAACGAACGUAUAACCAGUCUCCACUAGAGAGAGAGAGAGAGACAGAAAGACAAAAGUGUGCGUGUAAGAGGAGAGCAACUGUCGUGCAGAUAACUCGCUAAUGUUAACGGGCGUAUAGCUAGUCAGCCUCCACAAAAGAGACAUCUUGAUUGUUCUCUAUAUAUUUGUUGUUAUUAUUGUUUUUCUAAUCUUUUAUUGUUAUCAGUUAUUAUCUGUUAUUGUUAUCAUUGUUAUCUGUUAUUUUGACAGCUUUCUAUUCGAUAUUUUAAAGACUGGUUUCUUCCGCGAAAAAAAAAAAAUUUAUACAUUAAUUUUAAACAUUAAUUUUUGCGUAUAUAUAUAUAUAUAUAUAUAUAUAUAUAUAAAUAUACAUACAUUUACAUAUCAUUGAAUUCUUCAAUAUAUGUGUGUUUAAUGGAGCUGUGAUGCAAAAAGAAGACAAAAAUAUCUGAAAUUCAAAUGAACUAACAAUCGAAAUAAUUUCACAAAAUGUGACUGUUUCAAUUUUAGAAAGAACCAAUUUUUGGAGAAAUAUUUGAUAAUUUCACGAAAAUUUAUUGAAUGAAAAAAAUUUCAAAAAUAAAAGACUCGUAUCUAUUAGAAAAUCAAAUUAUAUAAUGAACUUUAUUGAAUUUUUAACCGAGGAGAAUAUGGAACUGUGUAUGUUUACACGGGGAAAAAGUGGAAUAGGAGCCAUUUAACCAAAAGGUAAAAAAAAAAAAAAGGAAUUAUGGAAAACAGAGAGAAAAAAUGAAAUAAUGCGAUAAAAAGAAAUAAUAAUCCAAAAGGAAGUAUGUGGAAAAUGCCAUAUUGAAAAUGUGCAAUUUCAUAUGUGCAUUCUUUUGAUGUUGUGACGAAUUCUGCAUUACUGCAGUUGGCUGCAAUGAGCAAGAAAGAAUGUAGAGCGAAUGUGUUUCAUAUUCAUCAAUGAAAACGAGUUAUCGUCUGCUGAAAUGUUGAGUGUGAGCAUGAGUGUGAGUGGCGUUUGUAGGAGGUUGUGUGCAGCAACAGCAGCAGCAAUAACAGCAAGCAACCUGCUACCAUGGCUACAACAGCAGCAGCAACAGUAGUUUUCUGCCUUAUUGACCAUUAUAAUCACCACCACAACUACAAUUAUCAUUAUCACCAAUAUUAUCUUCAUCAUUAUCAUCAACAUCGCCGUCGUCCAUCUUAGCUAUCACAGUUGACACACAAACACACACACACCUCCAUUUCAUCUCAUCAUCGUUACAAGACAAUCCGCUGCCGCCACCACCGCCGCUGCGCCGCCUCCCGCCUCAGCUGAGUGCCUCUACUCACGAUAACAAAUAAUAAUAACAUUAUUAAUAAUAACAACAAUAAUACGAUAUAUUUGAUUAAAAGAAAGCUUAAUAAUAAUCAAAAACAAAAAUCAAACAAAUAAUACGAAUAAAAUUAACAACUAAUAAAAACAAAGACAAAAAACUACUCUGUGUGUGCGUGUAUAUGUAUAUAUUUUGAGGGCAUUGCACGUGCACAUAAACUGAGUAUUUGUGUGUGUGUGUGUCACAAAACUUAGGUAUGUGAUGUGACAGUGUGUAUGCAUGUGUAUGUCUGUGUGUGUUUAAGGCUAUAACCACGUAGAUUUCUCUUUAAGUAUACACGUGUUGUGUGUGUAAGUAAAAUGCAUGUGUGGUCCUUCAAAUGCGUGUGUAGGCCCGCUAAUGUAGUAAAGUACAGAAGUUCCCGCUGGCCAAUCUCUCCGUUAUAACGGUGGUGAUGAUGAUGAUGAUGACGAGGUUGUCAAUGGCGUGAUUGAGAGAGAAAAAGAAAAAUAUAUAUUGCAUCAAAAGAAAGCAACUGAGCUCGCUAGCAGACGAGCAGCAUCUCAGAUAAGGAAAGAGACAUCAGGACACUCCCCCGCCUCCCGCUCCGAUUUUCUUUCCCCUUUGGCACCGUCUCUUCUUCUGAGCACAUCAGACGGAAGAUUGACAUCAAUCACAUCGGACCUAACUACACACACACACACACACACACGCACACACGCACACACACGCACACGCGCACGCACAUGCACACAUAUAUUAUAGAUACAUACACACGACACACAUAUAAAUGUAUAGAUACAAACACAUAUAGGCUUAUACAAAUAUAUAUAUAUAUAUAUAUAUAUAUAUAUAAAUAGAAAUACACACAUGUAAAACAGGCGUUGUGUCGGCGUAAGGCGAUAUUGACCGCCGCACGUAAGUUACGCCUGCACACCUGCACUCACACUCUCACUCAGAGCUCUCACUCUAUAUAUGAGAGUGUGGUGUGUCUCGGGCAGUAUCCGCAAGCAGGUGACACAAAACGUUCAAGAUGACGGAGACAGCAACAAUACUUGCUCCUGGCAAGGAAAAAAAUUUAUUACCAACAGCAGCUUCGGAUUUAUCUGCACUUUUCUCCCAUCGUUCAUUUAUCUUAAUGUCUUCUUCACUGUAAUCAUGUUCCCAUCUUUAUCAAUGAUGUCGAUGGUUUGAAAUUGUCCCACCUCGCUCCAUCUUUUUUACACACAUACAUCUAUCGAUAUCUAUCUGUGUGUGUGUGUGUGUGUGUGUGUGAGUGUGUGAGUGUGAUUUGUGUGUGUAUGAGUGUGUGUGUGUGUGUAUGUAUAUAUGUAUGUACCUUUAUUAGUAUGUGUGUAUGUGUUUGAAACACUGUCUCACUCUUUCUCUUUCUAAUGGUGUGUUAAAUGGUUUAGUAUACAUGUACUUUAAGUUCAUCGUCUCAUAGACUGUCAAUCCUUUUGUGUGUAAGAGAUAAAGAAUUACGUGUAUAUAUCAAUAUAUAUAUUACAUAUAUAUUUCAUAGAUUCGUGUGUAUAUGAGCUCCAUGUGAGAUUCGAAAUAGACAUCUAGAUAGACACAGACGUACACUCAUGCAUAUUUAAAUGUGUGUGUACAUAUAAAAAUUUGUAAACCACCGGACUUUAUAUCUAUAUAUAUAUAUCUAAAUAUAUAUAUAUAUAUAUAAUUAUAUACACGUACACAUAGUGACUACACAAAUAUUGUCUGUGAAUACCAUAUUUUUAAUCUUUUAUUUAAAUCAGUUGAGUGUAAAACAAUAGCAUACCAGACGACAUUUGAUGGCAAAACAGAAGAUAAAAAGAAAGCGAAAGAGGAAAAAAAAAAGAAAAAGGAACAGGGCCAAGGGCUUCGUUAUCGAUGAGGAAUUUCAACGAAUUAUUCCUUUAAAGACCUAGGAGAAAUAUUUCAGUGAUUUCGGAGGAGAAAAAUAAUCAAGUAAGCAAUUUAAUUUGGAAACGAUUUAAAGGGAACAGAUUAAAGUAAAGCGUGAGUGCGUGCGUGAGUGAGUGAGUGUGUGUGUGUAUAUAUAUAUAUAUAUAUAUACAUAUAUAUAUAUAUAUAUAUAUAUAUAAGUAGAUCGGGUGGUAUAGAAUAAAUAUAUAUAUAUAUAUAUAUAUAUAUAGUUAUAUGUAUUUAUGUAUGCAUGGUGUAAAAUAGACAGAAGCAUAGUGAAUGUGAAAGUAGAGAAACCAAGUUAACGAUAGAGAUAACUAUAUAUAUAUAUAUACAUAUACACAUACAAAUAUAUAAGGGUUGUGAGUGAACUUAGAAAGAGAAAGAGCGAGAGCAAGCCACACACACGCACAUACACCAUCACACAUAAAACUACAUAUAUAAACACACCGACACACACAGAGACGUAUAUAUUUACACAAAUAUACAUGCACACAUAAAGGCACACAUCUUUAUAUGUAUAUGUAUAUACAUAUACACAUAUAUGGUUACACGAGCAAAUACUCACACCUCAGAGAGAGAAAGAAAGAGUAAGAUUGUGAGAUAUAGACAAAAAAUACAAAGCGCCCCACGAGCAGGGGUAAACAUUAGGUGUCUAAUAUGGGAAACGAAACCAGCCAGCCUGCGUCGAAUGCGACUACCCCAGCAUCGGAAGGUCACUCGGUGUACUCUUUCGGAUCGGUCCGUCGAUCGUCGGCGGCGUCGAGCCAACACUCAUCCCCUGUCGAACCCCCUCAACCGGAUCUUAGUCACCUGACAGAGGACGAGAUCGCUCAGAUUCGAUCCGUCAUCGACAGAGCCAAACAAAUACAAAUGGACGAGACCACACGAGUCAGAGAAAUCGAAGAGGACUAUACAAGCUAUGCGGCUGACAUUGUUAGAAAAUCUUCUUGGUCUGAGCUGGAGAACGAAGGCAAACCGAUGUGUCCGAUUUGCAAUGUGAAGGAGCUGAAGUUAAACUCUGACGGCACCAGAACUAACCAAAAUGUCUGUAAGGACUGCCAAGAAUUGACUUGUGAUGAAUGUGGUGAAUAUUCCGAGUCAUUGUCAACCAAGAGUCCCCCUAAACAAGGGGAAACCGAAGAGAAAUCAACUCCAAAACCUGAUGUGCAGCAACCAGCGUCACAACAACCAACUCCACCUCCACCAACGGCAACAACAUCCUCAUCAAAUGAGGCAACAGGUGGCGCUGAAGCCGGUGUGAUUGUCUCUCAGCCACCUUUACCACCGCCACGCCGCAAACUGAGAAAGGCCCAUUCCACAAACCAGACCACUUUGCCCAGCAAGGAGUCGGAUGUGAGCGGGAGAGCCACAGCAGAUGUCCACAGCAGUGGCAGUAGUAGUAGUAGUAGUAAGGUUCCACCAACCCCUAAACCGAAACCUCUCCCCAAAUCAGUGAAGCACGCUCACUCAGUCCCUGCACCAACAGACAAAGGAAGGCAGGUGCACAGUGCUGCAACCUCUACAGCAGCAGCAGCAGUAGGAGAUGCACCAUCAGCAGCAGCAGUAGCAACGAGCAUCAGCAGCAGCAAUAACAGAGAGACAGGCAGAAAAGCAUCGACUGUCUCGUCGUCAUCGUCGAAGGGGCUGUCGUCCGACAAGAAGACGGCGGUCAAGAGUAGUGAACCUGCUGCUGUGGAACCGGGUGUGGUGUUUCCGUGCCAGUCAGCAGCCGGACCUUCACGACUGAGAGGUGUACUGCUAUCUAUGGUUGGACCUUGUGGUGCGACAUCUACGAGGUCCAGAAGUGACUCAGAAUGUUCCGAUCCUGUGUCCGAAGUCGACUGGGAAGAAAUGACAAUGAGUAAAUACCACUCUGAAGUGACCAGUCCAGACGGAAGUAGUGCUGAAGAUGAAGAGGAUGAGGACUACGAUAGGGAAGGAAUCAUUAGCGGUAAACCUCUCCGUAGAAAACACCGACCGAGAUUUCUCAAUAUUAGCCGUUCUCUUAGUGUGACAUCUUCUGAUGAUGAGGUGGAUGAGAAGAGCUACAAAUUAGCUCAGUUAGAACAUGUGAAGCAUGUGUCUGCCAGUGAAAAGUCUUCUGAAAAGAGCAACAGCAAUAACAAAAGUGAUUCAGACGGCAGUCUGAAAGAGGGGAGGGGAUCGGAUGGUAUAGCAUACCAUGCCGAGUCUGUGAAAGGUCAACUGGUGCAAGAACAACAACAUCAGCAGUCUAUGGACUUUUUGAGUGAUGGAAAAGCUGUCCGCAGUCCCAGUCCACCCAGAAGUCCGAGCUGGCGAGAAGGUCUUGACAGUCCCCCCUUUUCCCCACGUAGAAGGGAUUCAUAUCCGGCUAAGAAACGCGGACAUAUUUCCCCUUUAUCACCAAAAGAUAAAAAAUUCCAGUUUUCAUAUGUCGACACAUCUCCAACAAAGCGCCAUCUAUCUACUGAAGACUUAUACGACAGCAACCAUCAAAGUGAGAUUUCACCUUCAAGAUCUCCACUUACUCCUGAAGAACUGAAGAAAGCAUUUGGUGCUGUAUGUGGCCAGAGCACACAGAAAGAAAGCUCUAGCUCUGAUAGUUCCAGAAAGUCAACACCAUCUUCAGUAUUGUCCAUACCACAUCAUCGUGAUAACAAUACAAAAGACCAAAAGCCAUUUGCCUUAGGUAUGGACACCGAAGUCAUUGAUUUAGCAACUUAUGCGGCGACCAUUGCCAGCAACACAGCUAGCUUAACGUCCCUUAGUGCAUCCCCUACUAACCUCCCAACAUCUACAAUAGAAGGACCUGACAGCAUAUCCCCUGAAUCGAUUACGAGCACUGACAGUACGUCCCCUAUAUCUCCCAAUUACUACGAUGGUUCCCAGUCAGAAGAGGGAGACGUAGAACUAGCAGACCCUUCAACCAAAUCCAUUGAUUACCAAGGUACUAAGAGGCAAAAACAAAGGCCACCGUCAUCUGAUUGGUCUCCAGUUAUUGAUCUGUCACCAAUCAUUGAUGUCUCACCUUCGGUCGAGGAGGCAGAGCAGCAAGAAAUGUUGGCGCAGCAGCGGGAAGUUCUUCGUAAAAGAGAAUCGGAUGCUGCUUCUGAGUCAGAAGAGGAGGAUGGAGAAAAUUCCAGUCCAGAAAAGAAAAACUUAGACAACUAUGAAAUUCCUUGCUUAAAACGGUACAUGAACUUCGAAGAUAUCAGUAAAAUAUGCGAAGGAAAGAUUCCAGAUGAGAAGAAGAUUGAACGAAUUAGCGACAUGUUGAGUGAUUUCCAAAAAAUCAAUCGAAAUAUUGAUAUAUUAACUUAUCCAAUUCUGAGAUCGAAUGGUGAUAAGGAAAAUAUUAUAACAACCACAAGUUCUGCCUCAAACCCGAGAUCGGGGACGAGUGACGUUGUCACAACCCUUCCCAUUGCAAGACCACCCUCAGCCACGUACACAAUGGCACCUAUCUCAACGUCAGUGACAACAUCCCCUGUUACUAUGACAACUGUUUCUGUAUCAGAGGAAGAAAACGAUCGGAUUAUUCAUCCAUUACCCUCGAGAGGGAUGCGGCCAACCAUAUCUACGUCAUCUUUGUCAGAGCUUAUGGAUUCUGGUGGCGAGGAAUCUGAAUUAAUGACUGCAUGGAACUUGGCUCAGUCUAAUGUCACGUCAAAGACAUUACCAUCUUUACAGGCAUCCACAUCAGUUGUUACUGCAACGUCCUUAGCCAUGUCUGCUACUGUUGUCACAAGUGCUGCCUCCAGCUGCAGUGUGUCGAGAGCAGAACAAGGUGAUCGGUCAGCAACCACGAAACCAAUGAAGCCAGCUAUUGCCCCAAAACCAACAGUAGCAGCCAAAAACAUGCCUGCAGGUAAAGCAGCAGAGGUGAAACCUCCUGGUAAACCGGCACCAACUGAUAACAAGCCGGAACCACCGCCUCGUGUUCGGCGGAAGUUACCCGAGCCAACACCCGAAAUCUUGGCCACUCAAAAACCACCGAAACCUCCUAAACCAGCACGUACACCGUCGACUUGCGUGUCGACGACAGCCACCACACGAACUGCUCCUGUAAACGUCGUUCCAGGGCAGCCCACGAGGCCAUUGCCUCCCCCUCCAGCCGGUAGCAAGUCUGUCAAGCUGUUAACCGAAGCAUUUGAAGUGAAAACGGCUGCUCAAGCACCUCCGGAGAUCAAACCCAAGCCAGCACCUACUGUUGUGGCUGCUGCCACUGCUGUUGCAGUACCUGUCACUACUACCACCACCACUACUGCAGCAGCAGCUGCUUCUACUACUACCACAACUACUACCACUACUACUACUACUACUACUACUACUACUACUACUAUUAGGACUACAACUACUGCUGCUACUGAACCCAAACCACCAAGUCCUGCUGUUGAACCUAAACCAGCAAAAGCACACCCUAUGAAAGCAGAGCCUGAAAAGAAGAAGGCGAAAGAUAUAAAACCGAAACUGAGGUCCCAACAGAAGCAUGGGGAGCAGUCUUAUUCCCCCUCCCAGUUAAAAGUAUUGGACUCUCCUGUAACACCCCCAGAGCCUUCUGUGUCUGUUCUGAAACGCGAAUACUCUGACAGUACAUCUGUCUCUCCCUCUUCCUCUCCUGAUCAUGAGCUUGACGCUUACCCUUCUCCGGGGACCCCACCAGAUUCUGAUACAUCUCCGCCAAAAGCUUUGUCCCCAUCAUCUCCUAAAGGGAGUACUGCAACAACAAGAACUGUCAAACUGAUAAGUUCCCAGCCAGCUACUGAUCCGAAGAAACUCCGACCUGUCUCUGCUCCCAGAACAACUGUGCCUGACUCACAGAAGGCCAAAGAUGGCAACAAGAAAAUCCGAAGGAAACUUCCUGCCAUCCCAGCAGAUGAAGAACCAGUAACUGCACCGAGGGCCCUUGGCACUAAGAAGGGUCCUCUAUUCAACACACCACCAGCUCCAAGUCGUAAGGCUCCAACACUGAAGACUGGGAAACCCACCACCACCAACAUUGACCCUGCACUCAGAGCAGAUGAGAGUAUUCGUGAGAGUAUUUAUGCAACUCCGGUGACCCAAUUAACAAGUAUGGAUACAUCAAUGUCAGCACAACCAAAUGGACGCAGUAGCAACCCAAACAUUGGUCACAAACAGAAAUUGGGGCCAAUUACUUCAAAAGGUGGCAGUACUCGGAAUGGGAAGCCAACAGAAAGUGGUGCAACCAGUAAAAUUGCCGCUUCAUCUCAUGCAAAACAAGGUUACUUACCUGACCACCCACCAAGGAGUGAUGCUGAGGAGAUAAACAUUUUGUUCAGUGAGAGGAAAAUAAUGAAUCCCGAAGACAAUAUCAGACAGUAUAGAUCUGCAAGCUUUUCUGAAUAUCAGAGGUUGACUUCAAAACGGUCGGAACUGCAUGGAGCCAGCUCAACUCUGUUGCACGAGGAAUUCUCACAAGACGAGAAUGACCAAAUCAUCGAUUCAUUGGUCAGCAUUUACGGAAUUCCGAUCAGUACUGCAAUGAAGUCAUUAAAAAGAAGACUUCAAGAUGAGUUGCGAAAAGUUACGGAGAGUCGGAGGCGUAAGAUAGAAGAACUUGAGGAAAUCCACGCACUCGAACAACAAAUCGAAGAAUUAAAACUGGAAUCAAAAUCUGAUUCUAAAGCUGCUUCAUUUCUUCCAAAUGGUCACAAGUCUCGAUCCCUUCCAAGAAAUGGCCGUGGCUUGGUGACGUCAUCUUCAUUCGAUAAAUCUACUGCAGUGCGUUCUUCUCCACAAAUCAUCCCCAGACGUUCACGUCAUCGGCGACAGGCAUCAGAUCCAAUGAUAGCCAAGUUUUCUCCUAUCAAGGAAGACAAAGACAUUGAAGCCGAUUUCCAAGCUAAAGCUAGUGAAACUUAUGACGGUAAGUUCUCAAAGUAUUCCACCGACGACAGUUCCCAGUCAGGACUCAGUGAUACAGAAAGCACUCGAUCCGAGCCGACUGGAGAAGCUUUGAACUCUGCCUACAAGAAGAUCAAGCCUUCAGCUUACGCCAAAAUGUUUUACACUGGUCGAGCCCAGUCCACUGAACGAAUUCACUCUUCAGACAGUGCACAGUACCUGUCAUCCUCCGCUCCUUUGUCAAGCAGCCAAUCAGAGUCGUUCCUUUCUGAAGGCUAUGCUGGACAUUCGAGGACACCCACCUACUUCUCAGAUGAUGAAGAGAAGCGAACUAAGGAGGAGAAAAGACAGAUAUUACAGUAUGAAAUUGAGAAGAGAAAGAAACAGCUUGAAGAGACUGCACGCUUGCAGCACGAACUUAUUCGACUUUCUCGUGCUCGACAAGCUGUGGCACACAGCUAUGAUGAUAUCCCUAGACGUUAUGCCUAUUCCACUAGUCCCAGACAUGUACCGACUGGCAUCAUUAAGCCUUUGGAUGACGAACUACCCUAUCAAUUAGAACGUUAUGUACAGAGCAGUCACGACAUACAUAAAUCCGAUAGUAUGGACGCUAAACGAGCCCAGGAACUCGCUCAAGCUCAAGCUAACUACAGCUCUACCGAAUAUCUAGCUCACAAACAAGAGCUGGCUCGGCGCCAGUUGUAUGACGAUUACUCCACUUAUGGUUCGUACCCACCUUACGAUGCAGGCUUAGGACAAUCUCAGGUUUACCCUUCAUCUCCAAACCUGAUGAACCGCAGUGACUCUGGUCCUGUUAUCAUUCAAUCAAUGCCCCCCACUUUACCGUCAUCUGGAAUCUCUGGUAGUGUCACUCUACCAGAAAUCAACAGGUCAGACAUGGAUAUAAUGCCUUCCAGAGACCUACAUCAACAUCAGUUCUCCUCAGAUACAGAUAACAGCCCAGCAAGUGACUACACACCUGCUAUGCCGCUGUUGGAUGAUAUCACCACCAGAUCACGUAAGAUCCUACAUGAUAUUGGUAACCGACCCCUGUCUGCUGAGUUUAACUUGCCUGGAGGUGUUGAUGAUUUAAUGAAUGCCAUGUACCGAGUGGAAAGUGACAAUAGUGUCGAUGCUGAUGAACCAAUCAUGAAACAUAUGACAGAAGGAGGUGUCACCAUUUUGAAACAGCUGGAACGGAAGAAACAGCCAGCACCAACACAACCUAAACGGUACCCAUUCAUCACAAAAAGAAUCUUACUUACAAGAGAUCCAAAGGACAAGUCAAUCAAAGGUGGCCACAGAGAUCCAAAAGAUCUAUCAAUGAAAGGAAAUGGAAUUGGGAUGAAAAUUGUUGGAGGUAAACAGCAAGGACCUGACGAAGAGAUGGUGGCAUAUGUAGCAGCCAUUUAUCCUGGAGGUAUUGCAGAACAGCUACAUGGGGAGCUGGAAGAAGGAGAUCAAAUUUUAGAAUGGAAUGGUAUUGAAUUAACUGGUAAAACUUACGAAGAAGUUCAACAGACAAUCUCACAUCCAAAUGGUGAGAUCGAGCUGGUUGUCCGGCCAGGCACCAAAUUAUGUCCAAAAGACGGAGAAGGUGGAAACCUUCAAGAUGGAAGUUGUCAUUCGUCUUACGAUAACCUGGAAUAUAUCAGCGACGAUGAUGAUGAUGAAUAUGAUCGUUGCAUGGAAGCCAACCAACACGGCGUAGAUCCUGAACAGCUAGCAGCACAGUUAGAAGGAAUCCGGGAUCCAGUUCAUACAUCCCCAGGGGAUUCACCUUCCAGUUCUUCACACCAGGACUACUUUCUCACCCCAAGCAUGUCUACCUCUGCUUGUAGCACACCGCACUCUGAUCUAACCAUUUCCACUUCGUCAGAUCGACAAAGACACGUCAUAGACAAGACCUUGAUUCAACAAGACAGUAACAUGGGAGAACUCAUGUUACAGCUCAGUUUUGAUGAAUACGAGAAUAGCCUGAAUGUUUUAGUUAUUCAAGCCAGAAAUCUGCUACGCGGGGACUUUUCGGGUCUUUCUGACCCCUUUGUUAAGGUCUACCUUUUACCGGGUCGAAGUCCUGAUCACAAGCGCCGUACCAGAUACGUCAGUUGCACCCUGAAUCCUGAAUGGCAUCAAAAUCUAGUCUUCCAGAAUCUCAGUCGAGAUGAUCUCAAAACCAAAAUUUUGGAAAUCACAGUGUGGGAUUACGACCGGUUCAAACCCAAUGAUUUCCUGGGUCAAGUUGUCAUAGACCUAAAAGAUGAUUGUUUCAUCGACAGCCAGUCUCACUGGUACCGUCUGUUUCAACAAAACGAAGCCCUAGCCAGUACAGAUCUACCAAAACCUACAGUUGGACCUCAUUAUUUUCGACCCAUGACCAUCACCGACAGUCAAAUGUCCCACCACCGGAUUGGUGAAUACCCAACAGCUCCACGCCGAUAUCAUACUCAAGCUCGUUCCCAACACACCACUCAGUGUGUAUAUAUACGAUGUAACAGUAUAGUUGGCGUAUAUUUUGAUAUUUCCUCAACACUGUAUCACCAGAACCUUAUCCACUCAGACUUCCAUUCUCAUCCCUACGACUAUGAACAGGGUCCCCUAACAUGUCAUACAGAGAGACUGAACUUGUAA